AUGCAUAUUUUAUUUCCGGUACCUGUGAAGCUUGGCGAACCAACGAAAAACCCAUUUGGUAUUACAAUGGAUUUAGUUGUACCAGUAGUAGAAAUAGCUCUGGAAGAUGUAUAUCGAGAUAAAUUAAUUGCUGAGCAUACAUUAGUUGCAUACUUUAAAGAUACUCAGUUAUCAGAUGCUCACGGUCCUAAUGUUGCCAUAAAUCAACUUGUAGCUGGUAAAUUAGACUGUAUUAUUGGAUAUGCUUUUGUAUAUGCUUUGGCACCUGUUGCUCGAAUGUCACCAUAUUGGAAGAGUACAACUAACAAUGGUAUUCCAGUAAUUACUACUAUUGGCUUAACUAGUAAUUUAGACAAUCGUCAUGAAUAUAAAUUACUUACUCGAAUUACUAGUCCAUAUAAGGUACUCACAAAAGCAAUUCUUAUGGUUUUUGACCAAAUGAAAUGGCUUAAAGUUGCAUAUAUAUUCCAUGAACAACGACAUGGUAGUGCUAAUGUUAAUAUACCAUAUGGUAAAUGCUAUCUAAAAAUGGCAUCUAUUCAAAUGCAACAAUACAAUAGAUAUAAAAUGGAUCACAAUUAUUUCAUGUUCAAUGAACUUAAAGUGGACCGAUUUCAGAUGCAAAAAAUUCUCAAGAAAGCAAGUGAUUUAUGCAACGGUUAA
Messenger RNA from Thelazia callipaeda (thelaziosis nematode), 663 nucleotides. Lineage: Eukaryota; Metazoa; Nematoda; Chromadorea; Rhabditida; Thelaziidae. The record is from the annotation of a GenBank genome assembly.